Molecule: messenger RNA, 924 nt
Organism: Nicotiana tabacum (common tobacco)
Lineage: Eukaryota; Viridiplantae; Streptophyta; Magnoliopsida; Solanales; Solanaceae
Source: RefSeq, a predicted model, not a curated record
AUGGCUAACAAUCAGAAUACUAGACCUGUUGGAGCUCUACCGAGUGAUAUUGAACGUAAUCCUAAGGUUCAAGUCAAUGCAGUAACCUUGAGAAAUGGAAGAGAAUUAGAAGAAGUUCCAGAGAAAAAGAAGUCUAUUGCUAGACCUGAAGGAGUAUUAGUUCUUAAGACUAUUGAGGAGAAUAAGAAAGAAAAGCCAAAAAUUGUGACAAGGCCACCACCUCCGUUUCCACAAAGAUCGCAAAAGCAAAAAGAUGAUGCUAUGUACAAGAAAUUCUUAGAUAUUUUGAGUCAAAGAUAUUAUGGAAACAAGCGAAAACAUACAGAGUUUGAAAUAGUUGCACUUACUAAAGAGUGUAGUGCUAGAGUUCAAAGUACACUCCCUCCUAAGUUGAAGGAUCCUGGGUGUUUCACAAUUCCUCUGUCUCUUAGAAAACAAGAAGUUGGUAGAGCUAUGUGUGAUUUAGGAUCUAGUAUAAAUUUGAUGCCAUCCUCUUUGUUUAAACAACUCGAAUUGGGGGUGCUUAGACCUACUACAAUCACUUUACAGCUGGCAGAUAGGUCACUAGUUAUGCAAGAAGGAAUUAUUGAGGAUAUGUUAGUCGAAGUGGGAAAGUUUAUUCUUCCUGCUAAUUUUAUUGUUCUUGAUUACGAGGCAGAUGAGGAAGUACCCAUUAUUUUGGGGAGACCAUUCUUAGCUACUAGUGGAGCGCUUAUUGAUGUUACGAAAGGAAAGUUGAAUAUGAGAGUUGGCAAUGAGGAAAUUACUUUUAAUGUGUACAAGGCACUUAAGCUCCCUAAGCACUAUAAGGACUUGUGCAUGAUUACUGUGAUAGAACUGAAGGGGAUAGAGUGGAGUCCUUAUUUGAAUUGUAGUGAUUCGGAUAGGUCGAUUGAGUUGGAUGAGGUGGUGUUUCAAGCUUAG